Molecule: messenger RNA, 3201 nt
Organism: Didymella exigua CBS 183.55
Lineage: Eukaryota; Fungi; Ascomycota; Dothideomycetes; Pleosporales; Didymellaceae
Exons: 3
Coding region: 131-2788 (885 amino acids)
Biological process (GO): regulatory ncRNA-mediated gene silencing; mRNA catabolic process
Cellular component (GO): nucleus; RISC complex; cytosol
Molecular function (GO): RNA binding; nuclease activity
Source: RefSeq, a predicted model, not a curated record
CACGUUGUCACUUCAGCACAAUUGCAUCUCCUCCUUCUGCAGUUGAGGUUUUGGUAUCAAUUGCAGUCUCUCCUUCCAUUUCUCCUCGGUUCUCUGUUGGUUUGACAAGUGUCAAGCUUCAUCCUCCACCAUGGCUGCCUCCCACUUCGAAGCGAAGGUCAAGAGCGUUCUCUCUGGCGACACCGUUGUUCUCCACAACAUCAGCAACCCGAAACAAGAACGCAUCCUCAGCCUAGCCUUUGUUACCGCGCCGCGAUUGAAGCGUGAAGGCGACGAGCAGUUCGCCUUCGAGUCACGCGACUACCUCCGCCGUCUGCUUGUUGGAAAGGUCGUACGCUUCCAGGUUCUCUACAAGAUCCCCACUGGCGCCAACCGCGAAUACGGUAUUGUAGCUCUGCCAGACCGCACAGUGCUUCCCGAGCAAGCUGUGGCUGAGGGCUGGCUGAAGCUGCGCGACGAUGCUGGCCGCAAGGGUGAUUCCGACGAGGACGCGCAAAUUCUCGAGAAGCUGCAGGUCCUCGAGGCGCGGGCUAGGGCAGAAUCGAAGGGUCUCUGGGCCGAGACUGGUGGUAGGAUCAACUCGAUCAACGAGCUCAGUAAUUCCCAGCAAUUUGUCGAAGAGAACAAGGGCAAAGAGCUCACUGCUAUCGUCGAGAAGGUCUUGUCUGGCGACCGUCUCAUCGUUCGAUUCAUCAUCUCGCCUACUGAGCACGUCCAAACGAUGAUUCUCCUCGCCGGUAUCCGCGCACCUUCGACACAACGCACGAACACCUCGACUGGCGAAAUACAGGCUGCCGAGCCUUUUGGUGAUGAUGCACAGCUUUUCGUCGAGACCAGGCUGCUUCAGCGAAACGUCGCUGCGAACGUCCUUGGAACAACACCAAAUGGUCAGAUUAUCGCGGAUGUGAAGCAUCCUUCCCAGGGCAGCAUCACACCUCACAUCCUCAAGGCUGGAUUGGCCAAAUGCACCGACCACCACACUACACUUCUCGGAGCGCAGAUGGCUAAGCUGAGGCAGGCCGAGAAAUUCGCCAGGGACAGGCGGCAGGGUCUCUACGAGGGCCACGUCGUGCCCAAGGCGAACGCACCAGGCGAGCUUGAAGCAACUGUCAGCAGAGUACAGAGCGCAGACACCCUCUUCCUGCGAAACAAGGCUGGCGCGGAGAAGCGCAUAAACCUCAGCAGCGUCCGGCAGCCCAAGCCAACCGACCCCAAACAGUCACCAUGGGCACCGGAGGCCAAGGAGUUCCUGCGCAAGAAGCUGAUUGGCAAGCAUGUUAAGUUCCACAUUGAUGGAAAGCGCCCGGCACAGGAGGGUUACGACGAGCGUGAGAUGGCUACAGUUACUUUCCAGGAUAAGAACAUCGGUCUGCUCCUCGUCGAGAACGGUAUGGCCAUAGUCAUCCGCCACCGCCAGGACGACACCGACAGGAGCCCAAUCUACGACGAUCUUCUGCUCGCUGAGGCUACCGCACAGGAGGAGCAAAGGGGUCUGUGGUCUCCCAAAGCACCCUCCGCGAAGCAAUACGUCGACUACUCCGAGUCGCUUGAGAAGGCCAAGCGCCAGCUCACUCUGCUCUCUAGGCAGCGCAGAGUGCCUGCUGUUGUUGACUUUGUCAAGUCCGCGUCUCGAUUCACCGUCUUGAUUCCCCGCGAAAACGCCAAGAUCACGCUCGUUCUUUCCGGUAUUCGCGCACCUCGAUCGGCCAGGAACGACCAGGACAAGGGUGAGCCGUACGGCAAAGAGGCACACGAGUUCGCCAGCAGGCGCUGCCAGCAGCGAGAUGUUGAGAUUGACGUUGAGGACUGCGACAAGGUCGGUGGGUUCAUUGGCACUCUCUACAUCAACCGCGAAAACUUUGCAAAAACACUUGUUGAGGAGGGUCUCGCAUCCGUACACACAUACUCGGCCGAAAAGUCUGGCAACGCAAACGAGCUAUUCCAGGCUGAGCAGAAGGCCAAGGAUGCACGAAAGAACCUCUGGGAGAACUACGACCCCUCUCAAGACGAGGAGUACGCCGAUACCACUGCAGCCGCUGCCCAGACAUCGAACGGAGAUGCUCCAGCAGCCUCGAGACAGAAAGAUUACCGCGAUGUUAUGGUCACUCACGUUGCCGAUGACGGGAGACUCAAGCUCCAGCAAAUCGGCUCGGGUACUUCCGCACUUACAACGAUGAUGAACGCUUUCAGCAAGUUCCACAUGAACCCAGCCAACAGCAAGGGCCUUGACGGCCCUCCUAAGACCGGCGAAUUCGUCUCGGCGAAGUUCUCUGAGGAUAACACAUGGUACCGUGCCCGCGUCCGUCGCAACGACCGUGAGGCCAAGAAGGCCGAGGUAGUCUACAUUGACUUCGGAAACUCUGAGAUGGUUCCCUGGACCAGCUUGCGCCCUCUCGGCGCUGAGUUCUCCAACACCAAGCUCAAGCCUCAGGCCAUCGAUGCCCAAUUAGCCUUCAUCCAGCUUCCUGGCAACCCCGAGUACCUCGCCGACGCCGUUCAGUUCAUCUCGGAGGAGACUGCCGGCCGCUCGCUCGUUGCCAACGUUGAUCAAGCUGACAAGGACGGCCUCCUGUGGGUCACACUGUUCGAUCCCAAGGAGAGCAAGACCGGCGAGGAAAGCGUCAACGCGGAAGUCAUCGCGGAGGGUCUUGCCAUGGUUCCUAAGAAGCUCAAGGCUUGGGAGAGGAGUGCGACAGACAUCCUCGGUGCUCUGAAGCAGAAGCAAGAUGUUGCCAAGGCCGAGAGGCGAGGCCAGUGGGAGUACGGUGACCUGACGGAGGAUGACUAGAUGCAUUUAAGGGCGAUGACGACAGCAGACAUGACAUUAGCUUGCCUGGCAUCGUGAUGCUGGCUGUUUGACCUGACAGAGUGGUCCGCUCAUGCGUUUGUAAUAUCAUUCAACUAUAAACAUCAUAUCUUCUAUCCUUCUGCUACUUUCCAUACAUUCCUCAACAUUGCCAAAUGCAAGGACAUAGGUGGAGUGUGUAUCGUCGUUCCUGAUAUUGCGGUUGGUAGGCGUUCGAGUUUGUUAGACAUACUGCGGUUGGAGUCGUGAUCGCAGAAUGUCAUGUUUUGUCAUGCUUGGAAAAUACAGCGGGAGAUGUUUUUAUUCUGCUCCGUAAGUUGUUUGACUGCGACUUGCAGAGUUGAUGGUGGUUUUCAGAAGAUAGAUUGAAUUGCAAAGGAAGUGCAUGUUGUAUC